Molecule: messenger RNA, 2239 nt
Organism: Aethalodelphis obliquidens (Pacific white-sided dolphin)
Lineage: Eukaryota; Metazoa; Chordata; Mammalia; Artiodactyla; Delphinidae
Gene: GPR15
Product: G protein-coupled receptor 15
Exons: 1
Coding region: 133-1209 (358 amino acids)
Biological process (GO): cell chemotaxis; positive regulation of cytosolic calcium ion concentration; G protein-coupled receptor signaling pathway
Cellular component (GO): membrane; external side of plasma membrane
Molecular function (GO): C-C chemokine receptor activity; C-C chemokine binding
Source: RefSeq, a predicted model, not a curated record
CUAAGGAAGGGGGUGGGGCAGGGAGAAGAGGCAGGCACUGUAUAAAAGAAGCUGCCUUGAGAAUUCUAAAAUUCAUACAAAAACUUCUUAGGUAAGAAAAUUUACCAGAUUUGGCACCUGCUGGACCCAGUGAUGGACCCAGAAGCAACCACGGUUUACUUGGAAUACUUCUAUGUUACCAGCCAAAAUCCUGAUAUUGACGAGACCCACUCCCAUGUUCCUUAUACAUCAGUCUUCCUUCCAGUCUUUUACACAGUGGUGUUCCUGACUGGAGCGUUGGGGAACGUCAUCCUCAUGAGUGCAUUGCAUUUCAAAAGGGGCAGCCGAAGACUGAUUGACAUUUUUAUCAUCAACCUGGCUGCCUCUGACUUCAUCUUCAUCAUCACGUUGCCUCUCUGGGUGGAUAAAGAAGCAUCUCUAGGACUGUGGAGGACAGGCUCUUUCCUGUGCAAAGGCAGCUCCUACAUGAUCUCAGUCAACAUGCACUGCAAUGUCUUCUUGCUCACCUGCAUGAGUGUUGACCGCUACCUGGCCAUCAUGUGUCCAGCCGUAUCCAGGAAAAUCAGAAAUAGAGACUGCGCGUAUGGAGUCUGUGCCAGUGUCUGGUUUAUCUCCUGCCUCCUGGGGUUGCCUACUCUUCUGUCCCGGGAGCUCACCCUGAUUGAUGGUAAGCCAUACUGUGCAGAGAAGAGGGCCACUCCAGUUAAACUGGCUUGGGGCCUGGUGGCCUUAAUUUUUACAUUUUUUGCCCCUUUGGUGAGCAUUGUGACCUGCUACUGUUGUAUCACAAGGAAGCUGUGUGUCCGUUACCAGCAGUCGGGAAAGCACAACAGAAAGCUGAGGAAAUCCAUAAAGGUCAUCUUUAUCGUCGUGGCAGCCUUUGUCUUCUCCUGGCUGCCCUUUAAUACUUUCAAGCUCCUGGCUAUUGUCUCUGGGCUGCAGCAAGACCUCUACUUUCCUUCAACUUUUCUCCAGUGGGGCAUGGAGGUGAGUGGGCCCUUGGCCUUUGCCAACAGCGGCAUCAGCCCUUUCAUUUACUAUAUCUUUGACAGCUACAUCCACCGAGCCAUCGUGCACUGCUUGUGCCCUUGCCUGAAGAAGUAUGACUUUGGGAGCAGCACUGAGACCUCAGACCUCACUAAGGCUCUCUCCAACUUCAUUCAGGCAGAGGAUUUUGCCAGAAGGAGGAAGAGGUCUGUGUCACUCUGAAAGGGACAGUAACAUUUCAAGCUCUGUUGGUGGAUCGGAGGGUUCAUUUGUGUCUGAGACAAGGCAAGAAGAAAAGUAUUGCUAGUGGUAAUACUGCUUCAUGAACACAAGGAAGUGUUCAUUUUUAAAGAGACAUCUAGAAAGUCUCUGUGUUCCUGGAUGUAAUUAGGCCGUAUGCUGUUUUGUUUUGGUUUUUUUCUUAGCUGAGUGGCCUUAUUUGACCCUUGCCAAUCAAGUUCACCAGGCAAAAUACAACUCUUAUGUCUGUGAACUCUAAGAUAAAGGCUCCUGCUUGGGCCAGUUCCUUCCUGCAUGGUUGUUAAUGAACAUUCAAGCCUUUUCCUCUCUCAGGAACCUAGAUCCACACGACCCUUCAUACCGAGCUCCAAAGUGGACAACAUUUAAAGGAUUCUGCCCACUUGUAUCUGGUGAGAAAUGUGGUGACAAUGCAGGUAGUAAAAAAUGUAAUAUACCUGUGCUCAGUAAUUAAUUAUUCCUGAGUAAUGAAGUGAGGUUCUGGCCUUAAUCUUUAAAACUUUAUAUGGUAAUUCUAUACCAUCUUCCAACAUUGUCUUUCACCCUAUACCAUUCACAAUAACUCUGGACUGGCGAAAGCUCACUGGGAUAAAAUCAUUUUGUAUUGUGUGUAUGAUUUGGGACUUUACCAUUUGGUCUUCAAGAGUAUUUUAACAAGAAAGCAUAGGACAAGGUUUGACUUUUAUUUUCCUUAUACGAUAUGUCGGUUAAAAUGUAUCUUAUUAUAAUGAUGUAGUAACUACUUUUCAAUGGGGUUUUACUGUACUCUUUGUUUUCACUGCCUUUACAAGUUAGGAUAUGGCUUUGUUUUAAUUACAUGUUUUUAAUUACCUAGUUAUCUAGUUAUAAAAUAAAAGUGCUACUACUACUGUAAUUAGAGGUCACCAAAUGCUUAGCAACACCCUCGUGCAGAUUAUCAUUUUGUAUUUUAAUUAAAGUGUUAGUGCUACACAUUCCCUGUAGCAUCAUUUGCUUGGUGUAUGUAAUUUCAUGA